GACCGUCGUGUCGGCGCCAAAAACAUGACACAAACUCGCUCUCCUGCGGGAUUCCGUGAUUACAUCCCGCCCGCGGAUGCCCCAAGAAGCAUACAAUUGGCAGAGUCUAACACUUACCAGUGGGCUGACCAUCGAUGCUCUGAGCCAUUCAUGAUCGGGUGGAUGAAGGCUUGGAAAGAACGCUACGACCAGCCUUAUAAGGGAAUCACGACAGAUGGAAAGGUGAUCCCCAACCUGUUCCGUCUGGCAGACAAAAAUGAGAAUUUCGGAGCUCCACCACAUGCUGUCAAGGCUGCCCAGAACGCCAUCAAUGUUGCAUCAGAAGAGGAGAGAGAGAAACUUCUCAGACCGGUUGAUGCACCAGAAUGGCGCUUUUGGAUGAACCCUGAGAUUUAUGUCUUCAAGCAUGGUGUGCGACUGGAAGAAGCCUCCAAGGAUCUUGUCGCAGCUUUACAUGUUCUUAUGCAAGCGAGUCUAUCAGCCGAGGGAUAUGAAAAGGCUCAUGGUUGUAUGAAAGUCAACCAAUUCCUCGGCGAGGUAGUCAACGGCACUAAAGUUCUAAACGAGAACUCGUACAACUUUGUCAUCUUCGGCACACCAUCUCCAGAAGAGCCAUGGGGCUGGCAGAUAUUCGGCCACCACCUCUGCAUGAAUUGCUUCAUGGUCGGAACGCAGAUGGUGGUGUCACCUGUCUUUAUGGGUGCUGAGCCUAAUAUCAUUGAUGCAGGUCCUCAUGAGGGUCUUGAGCUUUUCGUUGAUCAAGAACAGACUGCCCUCAGCCUUAUGCAGUCGCUUGAUCCCGAGGUUCAGAAAGACGUUCAGAUCUACAAGAAGCUGAGUGGCGACGAGUACCCUCCAGGACGAUGGCAUCGAGCAGAUCAGCGACAUCUCGGAGGUGCUUUUCAGGACAACCGCAUAGUCCCAUACGAGGGUGUCAGGGUAACAACAUUCUCCGAGCCUCAACAGAACGCGGUCCGCAAAUUGGUCAAACUAAGUUUGAACUACCUCCCGGAGAAAGCACUAGCCUCCCACCUUGAACAAAUUGCUAGCCACUGGGAUGACACGUGGUUCUGCUGGAUUGGCGGAUUUGGAGACAGAGAUGCCUUUUACUACAAAGUGCAUUCUCCGGUCAUCAUGGUUGAGUUCGAUCAUCAUUCGGGCGUCUUUCUCAACAAUAAGGAGCCUCUUCCCUUUCACAUUCACACUCUGGUCAGAACCCCAAAUGGUAAUGAUUAUGGGAAGCAACUUUUGAGACAACACCAGGAGCGGAAGAAUAGAGUGUAG
Messenger RNA from Fusarium oxysporum Fo47, 1284 nucleotides. RefSeq names its product DUF3500 domain-containing protein. The transcript has a single exon. Lineage: Eukaryota; Fungi; Ascomycota; Sordariomycetes; Hypocreales; Nectriaceae. The coding region runs from base 25 to 1284 and encodes 419 amino acids. The record is from RefSeq and is a predicted model, not a curated record.